AAAUUAUAGAUGUUUCCAGAUGAAGGAGAACAAAUAACACAAGCCAUGGAAGAGAUGCUAAAGGAUUUUGACAAAGGCCCGCAAGAAAGUAUUUCUGAUUCUGUGGAUUUGAGUGGUAGUUGCCAACAAUAUUUUGAAGAGGUUUCUGGCAACCAAUGCUCUAUGCAUCUUCCACUUGAUCCUCCCACCACAGAAAUUUCACUGCAGACAUCUCAUUCUCCCACUGUACCUUCAGAAGAAGAUAGUGUAUUAUUCAACAAACUGUUAUACCUUGGAUGUAUGAAAGUUUCUGCUCCCCGCAAUGAAGCAGAGGCCUUGUGUGCCAUGGCAUCAUUGAAAAACUCAAGUCAUUCACCAUCUCCUGUAACUCUCUAUGUACCAAAUAUUCCAGAUGGUUCUGUUAGAAUAAUAGAUCAGUCCAGCAGUACAGAAAUUGCUUCUUUCCCAAUCUACAAAGUGUUGUUCUGUGUCCGUGGGCAAAAUGGGACUUUGGAAUGUGACUGCUUUGCGUUUACUGAGAAUUACUCUGGCACUGAUGAGUUUCAAAUUCAUGUCUUCUCUUGUGAAAUUAAAGAGGCAGUCAGCCGAAUUUUGUAUAGUUUCUUAACAGCAUUCAAACGUUCCUCCAAACAAGCAUCAGAUAAUGUGAAGGAUGCUAUUGUUUCAAGUCCUGACAGUGAUAUAUUCAUGUUCACUGUUUCUUUAGAGGUCAAAGAAGAUGAUGGUAAAGGAAAUUACAGUCCAGUACCAAAAGAUAGAGAAAAAUUUUACUUCAAACUAAAGCAAGGCCUUGAGAAGAAGGUUGUGAUCACUAUACAGCAGAUUUCCAACAAAGAAUUAGCCAUUGAAAGGUGCUUCGGGAUGCUGCUAAGUCCAGGUCGAAAUGUCAAAAACAGUGACAUGCACUUACUGGAUAUGGAGUCCAUGGGAAAAAGCUCUGAUGGUAAAGCUUACGUAAUAACUGGUCUUUGGAAUCCUAAUAUGCCUAUCUUUUUAGUCUUAAAUGAAGAAACUCCUAAGGAUAAGCGUGUAUACAUGACUGUGGCAGUAGAUAUGGUAGUCACAGAAGUGGUGGAGCCUGUUCGUUUUCUGUUAGAGACACUUGUGCGUGUAUAUCCAGCCAAUGAACGCUUCUGGUACUUCAGCAGGAAAACUUACACAAAAACAUUCUAUAUGAAAUUAAAACAGUGUGAAGGGAAAGGCAGUACAAAUGCUGGAGAUGCAAUCUAUGAAGUCGUGAGUCUACAUCGCAGUUCCGAAAGAGAGGAAGAAGCAAUUAGUCCACUAAGCUUUGCUGAUCAAAUUUCUUCACAAGAGGAUGAUGCUGAAGAGGGGAGUGAUAAUGAACUCUCAAGUGGUACCGGUGAUGUAUCAAAAGAUUGCCCAGAGAAGAUCUUGUAUUCUUGGGGAGAGCUGUUGGGACGAUGGCAUAAUAAUCUUGACAUGCGACCAAAAGGUCUAUCUGCAUUGGUGAAAAGGGGUGUUCCAGAGGCUUUGAGAGCUGAGGUGUGGCAGUUACUAGCAGGCUGCCAUGAUAAUCAGGCGAUGUUGGAUAAAUACAGAAUUCUUAUCACAAAGGAAUCUUCCCAGGAGAGUGUCAUUACACGAGAUAUUCAUCGUACAUUUCCAGCACAUGAAUAUUUUAAAGAUGCUGGAGGAGAUGGACAGGAUUCUCUAUAUAAGAUUUGUAAGGCAUAUUCAGUGUAUGAUGAAGAAAUUGGUUAUUGUCAGGGUCAUUCCUUUCUUGCUGCUGUUCUUCUGCUGCAUAUGCCUGAAGAACAAGCUUUUUGUGUCCUAGUGAAGAUCAUGUAUGACUAUGGCCUACGGGACCUCUAUAAAAACAAUUUGGAAGGUUUGCGAAGAAAAUUUUACCAGCUGGAGAAACUUACACAGGAGCAGCUGCCUGAUUUGUAUAACCAUUUUGUGGAACAGAAUCUUGAAGCUCAUAUGUAUGCCUCCCAGUGGUUUCUCACUCUCUUCACUGCCAAGUUUCCACUUUGUAUGGUCUUCCACAUAAUUGAUUUACUGCUUUGUGAGGGUCUGAAUGUAAUCUUUAAUGUAGCCCUGGCUCUCUUAAAGACUUCCAAAGAGGAUCUUCUGCAAGCUGACUUUGAAGGGGCUUUAAAGUUCUUUAGGGUACAGCUGCCUAAAAGGUACAGGGCUGAAGAAAAUGCUAGAAGGCUUAUGGAACAGGCCUGCAAUGUGAAGGUGCCUACAAAGAAGCUGAAGAAAUAUGAGAAAGAAUAUCAAAUGAUGCGGGAGAAUCAGCUGCAGCAGGAAGACCCUUUGGAUCGAUAUAAGAGGGAGAACCGCAGGCUUCAGGAAGCCAGCAUGCGACUUGAGCAAGAGAAUGAUGACCUCGCUCAUGAACUUGUAACAAGUAAAAUUGCUCUACGAAAUGACUUGGAUCAAGCUGAAGACAAAGCGGAUGUUUUGAAUAAGGAACUGCUCCUAACCAAGCAAAAACUAGUGGAAACUGAAGAGGAGAAGCGAAAACAGGAAGAAGAAACAGCCCAGCUGAAGGAGAUCUUCAGAAAGCAGUUGGAAAAGGCAGAAUGUGAAAUAAAGAAGACAAGUGCAAUUAUUGCAGAAUACAAACAAAUUUGUUCCCAGUUGAGUAGCAGACUAGAAAAACAACAAGUAGCCAGUAAAGAAGAACUUGAAGUUGUAAAGGGUAAGGUGAUGACUUGCAAACAUUGUAGUGAAAUUUUCAGUAAAGAAGGAACACUAAAAGUGCCUGCUGCUAAAGAAAGCUCAGGAGAAGACACAGAUGAUGAGAAAGAUGCCCUCAAGAAACAGCUGCGAGAGAUGGAACUGGACCUGGCACAGACUAAACUACAACUUGUGGAAGCCAAAUGCAAAAUACAGGAGCUGGAACACCAGAGAGGAGCACUUAUGAGUGAAAUUCAAACUGCCAAAAACUCUUGGUUCAGCAAAACUUUGAACUCUAUCAAAACAGCAACAGGUACACAGCCUCUACAGCAGCCUCAACUCUCAUCAUCACCCAAAGAAGGCAGCACAUAGUUCCAGCUGCAUCCCAUGCAAAAGAGCACAAUGGACUAAUCAGCUGAAGCCCCUUCAAGGUUCUUCCAGAGAACUUGUUCAAAGGGGGAGGCAGGGGAACCAGCCUGGAAAUGGAUUCCUUCCGUGUCUUUCAUUUGUUCUAAUGUGGCCCUUUCAGAGGGAAGUUCUAUAAAGAUGCUGUUUCAUGUGGAAUACUCUUUCCCAGCUGCCUUGAUGGAAGCCCCAUCUCAAUUCCUUCAUAUUUUACAUGUCAUUUUGUAUGCCUAGGUGUUAAAACAUGGGUAAUAAUUUAGAACUACUUGUUCCAUACAUUGCUAAAAUUCUUCAUAUUUUUUAAAUCUUUCAAAAGAAUGCUUUCUUAUUGGGAGAAGAGGGAAAGACAGCGAGGUAGAGUAUAUGUCAGAAUGUCACGGUUUGCUGGUAUCUCAGAACAGUUCAGAGGUUUACAGCUGUCACUGCUCCUGGCAAAAAAUGCAGCUGUUACUUCAAGGUUUGAAUCUCAGGCCAUAUUAACAAUAUAACUGGGACCACAGAAAUUCUAAAAACAGAGGGAAGUUACUAAAUAGGAACGUGCAGUAAAAACAUGUUUCUUUUCAUAUGUUGCCUUUAAGAUUUCCAUAACUUACUUAUAUAUUGCCACUUAGAAAAACUGUCUCUCCCCACUAUGAUACUCUUUCCUUUUGCCAGUCUGCAGACUAUGGGUAUAAUCUAGCAAAGGUUUUUAUGAGCAGUGACCUUUGAAAUAAAAUAAAGUAGGUGAAUUUUAAUGGGGGAUUGUACCCUUGGUGCUCUUGCACUACUUCUAUUAAUAUUAAUAGGGUUUGUACAGGAGACAGAAGGUAUUCCUGGUAAAAUGUGUCCAAAAUGCAUAAAGAGAAGCUCAUUUAUGAUUGGUAGGGCAAAUUUUUCAAAUGAUUCCUGUGUCUCUCUGGAAAUCAUACUUGUUUUGUAUCUUUCUAAAGUGCAAAAAAGCAUUUGUUACAUUUUUGAAUUGAACAUAAAAUGUUUAUAGAACUGCUUAUUUCAUUGAGAAUUAAACUAUUAAGCUUAAAUUGAUGGAAAUAUUUUUUUUAAUUAUAUGUAAUAUGCAUAAUACUAUCUUGCAGGUCAACAUCAACCACUGAAUGAAAAUUAGUUGUGUAUUUGGUUUCCAUGCUAUGAAAAAUGUUCUAAGGCCAUUAUUCUAUUCAUUUUAAUUCAGAUUAAUGCAAUAGACUUUUAGUCAGUUCUGUACAAUAAAGUUUAAUUAUGCUG
Candoia aspera is the source of this 4278-nucleotide messenger RNA. RefSeq names its product RAB GTPase activating protein 1 like (gene RABGAP1L). The coding region runs from base 10 to 3024 and encodes 1004 amino acids. The record is from RefSeq and is a predicted model, not a curated record. The transcript has 24 exons. NCBI's taxonomy places the organism in Eukaryota, Metazoa, Chordata, Lepidosauria, Squamata, Candoiidae.